GGCCUCUACAUCAAGAGCAUCCAGCUCGGCGGCGAGUGGCUGGCCUUCCAGCGGGUGGACGUGGUGCCGCUCCUGCGCGACGCCAGCGGCGAGAACUCGGCGGGCAGCAGGACGGUGCGCCCCUUCUCCGUGCGGGUGCAGGGCGGCGCCCAGCAGGACGCCGCAGACGAGUACGAGCCUUGGAAGGCCCUCGACAAGAAGGGCCGGCUGGUCACCGGGCGAGUGCGCCUGAUGCCGGUGUGGAGGCAGAUCUACGCCGACGCCGGCAGGACCCAGGAGGCCGAGGCCUUCCAGUUCCUCGUCAGGGGCGAUGGCGAGGAGAAGGCCACGUCGUUCGAGGUGGCGCAGGGCGCACACCAGGCGCUGGACGUCCGGGCGGGCGGACUGCGGAAGCUCGGCUUUCAGGGGCUCGGCGGGUUGCUCGGCACGGAGGAGCACGACAGGUACGUGGAGCAGUUCACCGACGAGUGCAAGGCCUUCCGCACGAGGUCCCGGCUGAGACCUGGCGGGCUGGCCGGCUCGUCCAUGGCCGCCUCCUGGGAUUGACCUUGCCGGCGGCGGGUCGCGCGCUGCCCAGCCCGCGCUGCGCCGUGACGUCCGACGGCGGCACCGCCAGCAUCCCUGUUGGCGGCGCGCGGGGUGCCGGGACUGGGGGCGGGAUUUCGGCGGCCCCCGCGGCUGGCGCCCGAGCGCCGCCCGCCUCGCACCGCGCGCGGCCCCUGGCCUCGGGCACCCGAUCUUUGGCGCGCGGCGCAGCCACGUGGGCGGCGCUCGUCCGUUGACAGGCUGCACGGGGAGGCGGGGGGAGGGCUGGCCGCUUCGCCGUUUUAGCAGUGGCACGUUUCACCGCGUGCUAAUUAGCCCCUUUCUGCGCUGCAGGAGGCCCGUCGCUGCAUUAUAGUGCGCCCUGGUGGUGGCCACCCGGACGCAUAGGCUAAGGACUGUGCCAUCGAAUAUGUUCGAUGAGCGAUCGUGAGGCGAAUGGCGGUGCGACGAAUUCCUUUGUGCAAUUCGGUAGGGCCCGCGGUGAAAAAGAAUGCCGAGGAUCGCGGACCUCGA
This is a messenger RNA of Prorocentrum cordatum, 1059 nucleotides long. The record is from the annotation of a GenBank genome assembly. Lineage: Eukaryota; Dinophyceae; Prorocentrales; Prorocentraceae.